Babesia bovis T2Bo is the source of this 3766-nucleotide messenger RNA. RefSeq lists its product as uncharacterized. The transcript is spliced from 2 exons. The record is from RefSeq and is a predicted model, not a curated record. Gene Ontology annotation, biological process: protein import into nucleus. Gene Ontology annotation, cellular component: cytosol; nuclear envelope. Lineage: Eukaryota; Apicomplexa; Aconoidasida; Piroplasmida; Babesiidae. The coding region runs from base 100 to 3759 and encodes 1219 amino acids.
UUUAAAAUGACCGUCGAAUAUUAUUUGGAAUCCCUAAUGUUCUGAUACACAUUUACACAGUUUGAUUGUCAAGACCAACGCUCCAUCUUCUUGAUUUUAAUGGGCUCGCUACCAGAACACACGUACAUCGCAGAAUUGCUCAAUGAUUCAAUAUCAACCGAUGCCAAGUCACGGGAGAGUGCCUAUCAACGUUUGCUUGAACUUGAAGCAAACCCGAACUUCUUGGCUAGAGUUGUCGAUGUAGCCUACCUAGCCGAUGAAACCAUAUCUAAACUUGCUUUUAUCUAUGUGAAGCAUGCGUUUACUAGAACUAGGGGUAUUUCGGUUGCAAGAUCUACGCAAAGUGCUGUCAUAGAUCAUGUCGAUGAGGCACUGGAUAAUUUAAAGUCUAAAUUGGUUUCUAUUAUUGAAUUGCAUUUAGCUGAUAAUGGGCGUCCAAUUGCCAAAGAUUUAGCGUUGUUAGUGAGGAAGGUAUCGCGAUGGAAUUAUCCACAAACAUGGAUGAAUUUGCAUCAGCUCCUUGUAAGGGGAUUCGAUGCCGCUAUUGCCAACAGAGCGCCAUCAACAGGAACACUGAACUGUAUAUUUAUAUUGUACCAUAUAUUCAAAGAAAAAUGUUCUAUGCGCUUGUUAAGAGAUCGAAAUGUCACUAUGCAGGUGGCAGAAGCAUGGUAUCCAUACGUAUCUAAGCUGUGGGUCCGACAUUGGUUGGGACCUUGGGCAUCGGGAAAUAUAGAUGCUAAUAUAAUUAAUACCAACUUCACAGGUAUUGAAUUGGAUAUUAGUCGUUACCUUGAUAGUCUACUUAUCGCAUUCUAUACGCAUGGUCUUAGAAAGGUUUACGAGAAUUCUGAGUUGUUGGAGCUUCUGAGAAUUAUAUGUUCGAAGUUAAAAACGCAUCUUAGAGCUCUUAAGGAAAUGUCGGACAACAAUACAUUGAUGGAAAAGAAUACUAAAAGGCUUUUACGUGGAGCAGCUGAACUCUUCGAUAAGGAAGCAAUGACAUUCGCUUUCGUAGACCCUUGUCUCAUUCUAAAUCCAGUGUUUGAUUACCUCAUCGACGGAAGAAACGAAGUAGUAAUAAAUGGUUGCAUGGACGUGCUCAUUAAUUGUUUUAGGUCACCGGUGGUAAACAAUGAUAGAUAUAUGCAACAAUGUGGCUCCACACCCGGCCACCAAGGCAGUAAUCGGGAAAUUACCAAGAUAAAUGACAAGGAUUUUGUAAUCUUUGAAACUUUCAACGAGAUGAAACAACAUUAUGAUGAAUAUGCGAUGUCUUCAACUAACUAUUCAGGACCUAACUCUUUGAAAAACAGUUCCAGCCCUACCAAGGGCUCAUACAAUUCAGCUGGAGGAAUGGCUGAACAUAUGUCCAAACAGGCAACGUUCUUGUUUUGGCGAUGCAUAACACUACGAGGAGGGAUAUCAGCGCUUGUGGAAUUUUUGCGAGAUCGUUACAUGAUGUUACCUAGGGAUAUUAUUGAGGAGUGGAACGUGGAACCAGUACCUGUAGAUGACCCACCUCAUCCACAGGGUUACACUGUUAUCUCAGAAAUGAAGUUGUCAGGGGCACAAAUGCUUCAAUAUAUUGCGGAAGGGUUAAUAGCAGCUGAUCCUAAUACGGAAUAUGCACGUAUAGAUACAUUCACACAAUUGUAUACGAUAGCAUAUCAAGGCAUAGCGUCCUUCCAUACUAGUAAACACUACUUAUCGUUAUUACAAAAGAUGAAGGAGGCUUUAUCUGUUGUGAGUCCGGAGUGGACUAAGCUCCUCGUAUAUCGGUGCAGUCGAGUUAUAAAUAUAUGGGUAGAUCGCAUCCACUUGUUUGAGGAACAAAUAAAGAGCGAAAUUAUGGUAUACUUGAUGCACUGCCUUUGCUGUCCAGGUAAUUCUCAACUAAGUAUAAACCUUCGUGCACAGCAUGUUAUCCCAUUUUACCGACUUUAUAAUAAGACCAUCGAUGAACCAUUCUGGGAUAUUUUGCGUCAUGGGUCCGAUGUCGCAAGAAUAAUUUCGAGCUUGGUUGCACUGGGCGAUGUUGAAAGCCCUAUUAUACAGCACAGUGCAAUGGAGUUAUUGUGUAAAAUGUGCCUGGAGUUUGAUAGUGAGGAGAACAACUUUGGAGCGCAACUUACAGAACUACUGCGGAUAUUCGCUACACGAUGCAAUAACCUUCAGGUAGCAGCUUCACUUUUACAAACAUCUUUGGGAUUUCUAAAUGCAUUGGAUUGGCAAAGAUGCUAUGAUGAAGAAAAUUAUGUCAAUGGUCACCUUCGCAGGUUUCUAUUCCAUCUCCUGUUUCAAACGCUCGUGAUAUCAGACAGAAAGGAUUCUAAAAUGGCUGUUAACCAACAACCCAAGAUGUUGUCGACCUGUAGAUACAUAGAGUUAGAAGAAGACACACUUACUUUAUGGGUUUCAUUACUUCGAGUAUUGCCAAGAAAUAUAGAAUCCGUUGACAAUCAACUUCUCACCAACGCUUUCAUUCUGUUACCGCUUUUUAUUGACUACCUUCUAGGGUAUGAAAGCAGCAAUACGGUACCUCAAAUGCGUCUGUCAUAUGCUUCUCCUUUACACAUUGAUAUUGUUACGGAAUAUUUAACUAUUCUCAUCGACUUAAGCAAAACCUACCUCCCGUCUGCCUCCAGUGGGAUGCUAUAUGAGAAAGAUAAUGAAUUGUGGUUCCGAAAUAUUGCCAAUAGCGGCUUGUCGUACGACUUCAGCAUAUCAAAGGUUCAGAACAUAUGCAUAGCCGUACUUAAGAAACACGAUGACCAAAUGUAUCAUAGUGGGCUCCGUCUCUUGAAUAUUCUCCUCUUCGGUUUUGGUAGGGCAUGUUUCGUAAAUCGUGAUAUGUUACUCGCUCUUUACGAUCUGUUACUACAGUUCUGUGUUACUCUGGACGAAGCAGUAAUCUCGCCGGAAAGAGCACCUGUGGAACUUCGUAGGUCCAGUAUAUCAUGUCUAGUUAGUAGCAUAGCUGAUGACAGUGAUACAAAAUGGCAAUUAUCAAAGGUUUCAAGAAACGUGGUGGAGUCGGUAUCGUAUCUAAUACCAAUCCUAUCUCGUUGGGGAUUUGAUUCCCCGGAGACGUAUAGAGAAGCCUUUCUAAGAGUGCUGGAGAUAAGGUGCUUCGCACAGCCGGAAGCUAUUUUACUCUCAUUGGUACACGCUGCCGAACAAUUCCACAAUAAUGCUUAUCUCAAAUUGGGCGCUCUGGUUUGUUGUUGUUUUAUGACUGAAGUUAUGGGAACUAAAGUGCCUGAUAUGAAACUAUUUAUUAGGCAACAGGAUUCUAUUACCCAUUCAGCGAAUCUGAUGCAUAGCGGAAAUAUGCAAUCGGACGUUACUAAAGUGAACUCUAGUGGUGUAUUUUUACCAUCUUACAUGUUGAGGAUGAUCAAUAAUAUAUUCUCUGUCUUUGUUAAAAGCAAAAAGGACUUUUGUUUCUCCAUAACUAAAGCAGCUAUUCAAAAGGAAGGAGAUGACUAUACCAAACCAUAUUCUAGACGUUUUCAUCUCUUUGCUAACGUGUCUGCUACACAUUCUUCGACGAACAUUCCCAUCUCGGAAUUUACAGCACAGGAUCUCUUUUACGGAGCUAUCAAAUCAACGACGAAUUGCAUCAUAUUGCUUGCAAAAGCCUUAGGCAGUAAAGGAAUGCCCGCGAGCGUCGAAAUGACCCUAGCCGAGGUUGAAUUGUAUCACGAGAAGUUAAGAGAAAUCCUAGCGGCCUGCUGCAAUAAUAGACAGUAUUGAUAUAGCA